CCCAACAGUAUGGGCUUUUCCUUGUACCAUGUCUCCACUCUCUUCUUUUCCGACAAAAUUUGAUAAAAGCAAAACAAGACACACAGAAGAAGCUCACUCACUCUCUGUACUGUGUGUAUGUGUGUGAAGUCUCUCUCUCUCUCUCUCUUCCUGCACGCUUCAACACCGAGAUUCCAAACCCGUUUUUUUCAAAAACAAGAAAAACUAUAGACAAACAGCAUCAAAAACAGUGGGAAGCAUAACCACCAGCAGAGCAAGAACAACAUCAGCCACAUAUAUAUCUACAAGAAUAAAGCUUCCUCUCGGAUUUUCACCACCUUCCACAACAUGGGUUUUUCUCCUUUGCUGUUUCUUCCCUUUCUCCUACUCACAUUCUCCUCGGCAGACCCCAUUUCCGAGCUGACUUCCUUAAUGGACCUAAAAGCCAGUCUUGACCCGGAAAACUUGCAUUUGGGUUCAUGGGUUGUUGCCGGUCACCCGUGUGAUGGUUCAUUUGAGGGAGUCGCUUGCAAUGAGAAAGGCCAAGUGGCUAACAUUUCUUUGCAGGGCAAAGGGCUGGCCGGAAAGCUGUCGCCAGCGGUCGGUGGGCUGAAGCAUUUGACGGGGUUGUAUCUGCAUUACAAUUCUUUGUAUGGAGAAAUUCCUGUGGAGAUUGCGAACUUGACUGAGCUGACUGAUCUGUACUUGAAUGUGAAUAAUCUUUCCGGGGAGAUCCCUCCUGUUCUUGGAAACAUGGCAAACUUACAAGUUUUGCAGCUGUGUUAUAAUCAAUUCACAGGGAGUAUACCCACACAGCUAAGUUAUCUGAAGAAGCUUAAUGUGCUAGCUCUCCAAUCCAAUCUGUUAACUGGUGCAAUCCCUGCUAGCUUGGGGAACUUGGGAGUCUUAAUGAGGCUAGACCUCAGUUUUAACCAGCUUUUUGGAUCAAUUCCAGCAAAACUAGCCGAUGCCCCGAUGCUGGAAGUCCUGGACGUUCGAAAUAACACUCUCUCUGGCAAUGUUCCUCUUGCUCUGAAGAGAUUGGUGGAUGGAUUUCUGUAUGAAAAUAACCCGGGAUUAUGUGGAUCUGGUUUUUCUUCUCUGAGAAGCUGCAGCGAUUCGGGUCGUCCCAAUUCUGACAGGCCAGAACCUUAUGCAGGAGGAGCAACUGGUCUCCCGACUAGGGACAUCCCUGAGACUGCUGACCUGAAUUUGAACUGUAACGGAAGUCCUUGCUCGAAGAAAUCUAAGACGUCACAGGCCUCGGUGGCUGUUGGAGUAAUCGUAGCUACUGUUAUUCUAUCAGCUUUAGGUAUUAUGUCCUUCUUACUAUACCGAAGGCGUAAGCAAAAACUUGGCAGUGCAUUUGAUAUAUCGGAAAGUCGUCUCAGCACGGACCAUGUCAAGGAGACUUAUCGGAAGAAUGGCUCUCCUCUUGUAAGCCUUGAAUACGCAAACGGAUGGGACCCAUUGGCUGAGGGUCGACGUUUUGGUGUUUCUCAAGAGGUUAUGCAGAACUUUAGGCUCAAUCUGCAGGAAGUGGAGUCGGCUACUCAGUACUUUGCGGAGAAGAAUUUACUGGGGAAGAGUAACUAUUCAGUGACAUAUAAAGGGAUGUUGAGAGAUGGAUCAGUCGUUGCUGUUAAGAGAAUCACGAAAAGUAGCUGCAAGUCGGAAGAAGCUGAAUUCUUGAAGGGACUGAAUAUCCUGACCUCGUUGAGGCAUGAAAAUUUGGUUAUGCUGAGAGGGUUUUGCUGCUCCAAAGGACGUGGAGAGUGCUUCCUAGUUUAUGAUUUUGUUCCGAACGGGAGUUUGUUCCGAUAUCUUGACCUCAAGGAGGGCGAUGGUCAGAUUCUUGAAUGGUCCACCAGAGUAUCUAUAAUUAAGGGCAUUGCCAAAGGCAUAGAAUAUUUGCAUGACUGUAAGGUGAACAAACCCUCUCUGGUUCACCAAAACAUUUCGGCAAAAAAUGUGCUUAUUGACCACCGGUUGAAGCCUGUGCUCUCUGAUUCAUGUCUGCACAAGCUUCUCACAAACGACACCAUUUUCUCAGCCCUCAAAGCCAGCGCUGCUAUGGGAUAUCUUGCUCCCGAAUACACUACCACAGGCCGUUUCACCAAAAAAAGCGAUAUUUAUGCUUUUGGGGUGCUCGUUUUCCAGAUCCUCUCCGGGAAGAGAAAAUAUUCGACUUCUAUGCGUGCUACUGCCGAGUCGUCCAGCCUCGAGUUCAUCGAUGGAAAUCUCCAUGGGAAGUUCUACGAACCUGAAGCUGCUAUGCUCACAAAAGUUGCCAUCCUGUGCACGCAUGAAUCUCCAGAUGACAGACCGUCCAUGGAGACACUAGUACAGGAACUCAAUAGCUAAAUUAACUUUGGAUGAUCAUCAUAUUCUGUCAGUCGAUGUUGUCUGUGCAACUUGGAAUGCAUUAGUUGUAGUAAGGUAGAUUGCUACUAACCACUUGAUAGGGCUAUGAUUAAUCAAGCUGUUCUUAUUGGUGGGGUCCUGUUUCUCAGGACUAAGCCAUCUGGUACACGUUGAUUUUAGCUGUAGUCUAGUUUAUGUUUGUAGAAUGUAGCCCAGGAAUGGUUGUUCUUGAGGGAAUUUUCCAUCACCCUUUUGUAUUUAAUGAAUUACUUCUUCUGUAAGGAGGCACUUUUCCUCCACUAAAUGAUGGAUUAUUUCACUUUCCUCCA
Sesamum indicum (sesame) is the source of this 2672-nucleotide messenger RNA. Its product is annotated as Leucine-rich repeat protein kinase family protein. Gene Ontology annotation, molecular function: ATP binding; protein kinase activity; receptor serine/threonine kinase binding. The record is from RefSeq and is a predicted model, not a curated record. Lineage: Eukaryota; Viridiplantae; Streptophyta; Magnoliopsida; Lamiales; Pedaliaceae. Gene Ontology annotation, biological process: protein phosphorylation.